Megalopta genalis is the source of this 4722-nucleotide messenger RNA. NCBI's taxonomy places the organism in Eukaryota, Metazoa, Arthropoda, Insecta, Hymenoptera, Halictidae. The record is from RefSeq and is a predicted model, not a curated record.
AAAACUUCUGAAUCGAGUCUCGGAGCUGGGAAGAGUUUGUAAUUUAAAUUCAGAGACUCAGCCGACCUCUAUGAACCACCAGUUGAUUGCCACCAGCUCAUUGAAACAAAUAGUCCCAAGCACCCCUCAGCAGGCAUCCUUCACCUUGAGGAAGCAAGAGCAAUACACCACUUGUUUUUUCCGGUGUUUAUGAUCCGAUAGAUCAUUCCCAAGACAUCCAUGUUCGAUCAGUCAUAUUACAACAGGAUGAAACGGAUACCGCGUGUCGACGACGCUAUUUACGGGUACAUCACGUCCGCACACGUGACCAGGGUGAAUCGUAUGGUCGAGCAGACGGUCACCGAGGAAUCCCCCAGUACGAGGAGAGCUGCGUACCUGCCAUACGUUAGGGAAUCCCAAGAAACAGGUACGAAAGUACCAUCCACCGGCACAUCGGCACACCGGUUACUCUCUCUUGCAGCGGCGUCGUGCUCUUCAUUCACGCAUCCGACUCAGCGCGCUAAGGUUCGUCGCGACCGGUACUCUAGCCGCCUUCGGACAUCGUCGACGGUGCGCGUUCUGUGAUCGACUAGUUCGGUUCCUUUUGCACAAGAGACUUUGACCGGCGAAAAAGGAACCAUGUCACCGGUGGAGGAUAAUUGGUUUAUGCGACGACUGAUGUCUCAGACGGAUACCUACCACGGAGAUAAACACGAUCACGGUCACGAUCACGGUUACGAGAGCGAGGAUAUGUCUAGGGUACUGAUCGCAAAAGGCGUCACUAUGGCUAUCCUGUGCAUAGUUAGCACGUGCAUGGGCAUUCUACCGAUGCAACUAGCGAAGUGUUUGAAAUGGAACACCGCCAGCGCCACGAAUCCAAGGUCGACCAGGCUGGUGAGCCUGUUGCUCGGAUUCGGCGGCGGCGUGCUCCUCUGCACCACGUUUCUUCACAUGCUGCCGGAAGUGAAGGAAGGGGUGGAGGAUCUUACGAACGACGGAAAACUUCCCUCGCUCAGUUUCUCGUUGGCGGAGGUCCUUACCUGUGCCGGAUUCUUUAUUAUGUACCUGGUGGAAGAGUUGGUGCAUACACAUCUGAGGUCCAAACAAGCGAAAAGAGAGAAGAAUUCGAAUGUCAGCAGAAGUACGAACGAGCUGGUGGAGAACGGGCAAACGCAGACGAACUGCGUCACCGGUCACUCUCACGUCAACGGCCACGGCCAUUCGCACCACUUGCCGGCCAUAAUGGACGAGAAAGAUGACUUCGUCAUCAGCUCCCUGCGGGGAUUGUUAAUAGUUCUCGGGUUGUCCGUGCAUGAAUUAUUCGAAGGACUCGCUAUUGGACUGGAGAGUUCAGCCACUUAUGUCUGGUACAUGUUCGCCGCGGUGGCAGCCCACAAAUUCGUGAUUGCGUUCUGCAUCGGCGUGGAGCUAAUGGCGUCCAAAACCAGGCAAUACCUUUCGAUCAUUUAUGUCUGCACAUUCGCGAUCGUUUCUCCUUUGGGGAUCGGCAUAGGAAUGUGUUUGGUUGGUGGCGGAAGCGCUGCCGCUAGUGGCAUACUUCCGGUCUUGCUGCAGGGAGUAGCUUCCGGUACACUACUGUACGUAGUGUUCUUCGAGAUCCUCCAGGAACAUAGGACCGGCUUGAAACAGUAUCUAUCUAUUCUGAUAGGAUUUCUCGUGAUGUUCGGACUGCAGAUAUUGAGUAGAGAAAGUAGGGACAAGAUGGAGGAAGCGAACACGUCCACGAUCCUGCUGGUAGCGAAGAUAGGAGCUAUGAUAGGCCUCGGAUUCGGGUCCCUGAUCCUCGGCAUGCUACCGUUGAUCAUCGGACGGUACAGGAUGAAUCAUCGUCAAAAACGACACCGCGGUAUUUCAAGCAACUCCAGCACCUGCACGUCUACGUCGGUCUCGAACGCGUUUGGUUCCAACACCGCAACCACAUCCGCGAACUCGCAACUUCCCGGACAGCUUGCUCGCGAAACAUCGGCACAUGUCCUGCUCCCCCAGGGUCUGCACACGUCCCUUCUGCUCUGCUUCGGCGGCGGUGUCCUGCUGUUCACGACCUUCUUGCACCUGGCGCCGGAAGUGCGUAGCAGCGUGGAGCGCCACCAGUCGAACAAUCAGCUGCCAACGUUGGGCACGUUGAGCCUGUCGGAGUUGCUGUUCUGCGGCGGCUUCUUCCUGGUCUACUUUGUCGAAGAGGCUGUGCACGCGGCUCUCACGGGAAAGCCCGAGUCCUCCGAGGCCCUGUUGUACCGAACUGUGUCGGUGCGCAGAUGCAACAACAACCAGUCGGGUGCAUCGGCUGUCACGUACACGGGAUCGAGCACCACGGUGUCGACGACGACCAGGUCGACCUGGAAAGAGGACGUCGAGGACUCGGAGGACAUUGACUCCAGUAUAAGGUCCACCCACCAUCUAGACGACCUGCAGGAUAGCAAGCAGGACAAGACGCUGCCCGCUAUCUUCGUUUUGUCCUCGCCAACGGGACUCUCCUCCUCCUCGGAGCGGCAUCAUGCUGAUCACAGACACUCCUCCUCCGUCGCCGACUUGAACAAUUACCCCAGGACCAAGCAACACGAGCAUAAGCACGUGAUGACGAAGAACACGUCGAUCCAGGGUCUCUUGACUGUUCUGGCGCUAUCGUUUCACGCCAUCUUCGAGGGAUUGGCGGUAGGUCUAGAGCCCUCGAUAGCGUCGGUUGUUUAUCUAGCUGCGGCUAUUGCUACCCAUAAAUUGGUCAUCUCCUUCUGCGUCGGUAUGGAGUUGUACGUCGCCGGAGCCUCCACUAGAACCACAUUGGGGUACCUCACGAUAUUCUCCAUGGUGACUCCCAUCGGGAUCGCUGUGGGACUCGCGCUGGGCCACUUCAAAAACGACAGCGAGAAUCUAGGCCCCACGCCCACGAUACUCCAAGGAAUGGCCGCCGGGACGCUGCUGUACGUGGUUUUCUUCGAGGUUCUGGCACGCGAGAGGGCUAACGAGAAAAGUGGACUCUUACAGUUGAUGGCCAUAAUCGUCGGGUUCAUGCUGAUGUUGGGCCUACAAAUCGCCACGGCACAUUCCCAUUCGCAUAAUCAUCACAAUUACUCGGACAGCCAUAACCACGAGGACGAGAAUCGCCAUGAAGACGAUCACUAUCACGAGUCGGACUCCCACGAACAUUUGAAGAACAGCGAGAGAAUACUUAAUGUUACGUUCGACCAAAUGGCAGAGACUGUGACGGAAGCUGUCAGCAGCUACUUGUCCUCGUCGAUGAAGAUCCCGAUAUCUGGUGUCCACGAGAGAAAUGUAACGUCUCCUCACACGGAUCGUAGCUAAAAAGAUUCGCCUGCCAAAAUAGUGGCGCCAAAUAGUUCCUCCGUGAGAUAGAUGUCACUCGAUCGGUACUUACUUUUCGGGGAUACCAAUUGCGCUACUUAGUGUACACCGACAGCUUAUUGGGAAAACAUGGAGCUUGAUGACAGGGUGAAAGGAAAGUCUCGAUCGACAGAAGAAAGACAGUAUUAUGAAGAACUUCCAUUUUAAGGUGAGAGACAUAUUUCGAACGCAAACGUGCAUUCGAGAAACUUUCGUUCCGGAUGUUCGGCGAGACUUAGUUGGAAUUCCGGUAAAUUGGUCACGUGAUUGGUGGUUGGAUUCAAUUGUUAUUCGAUCAGGGGAAACAUCAAUUUAUUCGUAAAUUGUAAAUGUUUUACCACUAGUCUAAAAAGGACAACAAAAUGAAAUAGUUUUGUUAUCUAUUUUGCAAACCUAUUUAUAGGUUCUACGCCGUUUAAAAUUCGUCCUAGAUCGGCUCCAACUAAGUUUCGAAUAUUAGAAACGUUUGAAUGUCUCGCACCGUUUGAAAAUAAUACUCUCGCUGAGCGUGUCGUUAUUAUGUGUCACAUUAAUCUUAAGAUACUGAAGAUACAAAAAAACUGUAUGUGAAAACGUGGUGUGAGGAGAACGAACUGUCAUUAUUUUUAAGGACGAUAUAUAUAAUGUGAUACGAUCCACGGCGACAACAUGAAAUCGCGUUACUUAUUCUUCUUUUUUUUUAUGUAAUAUAGACUGUAUGGUAUAACCGUUUCGAUUACUAUCUUUUAUACUGUAAUUAGAAACACAUAUCUCAAUUGUUUCUACGGAUAUUUAAAUACAAGCACGUAUAAUAUAUGCAUAUUGCAUGAUAGUAUAACGGAAUGAAAAAUGUAUGGUUUAUAAUCAUCGAGUGUUGAAGUCUUUCCAUCUGAGGAAGAUCGCGUACACGAUCGGAUUUUAACAAAUUUAGAUGUUUACAGAUAGUGUACAUACGCGUGCUGCCGUUUUCUUUGUGAAAUAAUGGCUCACGUGUAAUCCGGAAUGAUAAUACGUACGUUGUUAUUGAUGCGAAGACAAUGGAAGCCAGGCGAAAACAUGCAAAACAACAUUCUACAAAUGUUUUCAAUUCCAUUUGUAUCAUAUUCGCCACCUCGAAUUCGUAUACAAAUCGUGUGCUAACGCGUCUAGUACAUACAAACAUAUUUUAAGAAACAAACAUACAACAUAUUUUUUCAACCCAAAGAAUCGAUUUACAAAAUAUAAAUUGUAUUUUUCAACAUAAGCGAAUCAUGAUACAGCAAUAACUUGUACAUAUAUACAAAAUGUUAAAUAAAAAACAAUAUUGAAUAUCGCUAAAUUAAUUUAAUCAGUUUAAAAUUCGGCCAAGAUACUGUUAUUCUGUACCUCUAUUCUGUACCAAUACAUUCUUUAUGUUAUUUAUAA